This is a messenger RNA of Diachasmimorpha longicaudata, 2858 nucleotides long. It is a transcript of the gene PH4alphaEFB, whose product is annotated as prolyl 4-hydroxylase subunit alpha-1. Gene Ontology annotation, molecular function: procollagen-proline 4-dioxygenase activity; L-ascorbic acid binding; iron ion binding. Gene Ontology annotation, cellular component: endoplasmic reticulum. Lineage: Eukaryota; Metazoa; Arthropoda; Insecta; Hymenoptera; Braconidae. The record is from RefSeq and is a predicted model, not a curated record. Bases 207 to 1868 code for a protein of 553 amino acids. The transcript is spliced from 10 exons. Gene Ontology annotation, biological process: peptidyl-proline hydroxylation to 4-hydroxy-L-proline.
CGGUACCCCAUUAUCGUCAAGUGAGUUGAGUAGACAAAUGACAUAAAUUGAGUGUUAAAAAGUUGAAAGAAAAAGAAAAAAUUUUUGUGGGUGAAAAAGUGCAUCAGGUGCUGGAGUUUUGGAGCGACUGUCGCUGUUUUGAUUUCAAUAUCAGAGUAAAUCCUGUAGCUGGUGAAAACGCCGCCUGUUGUCCAACCAGGGGCACAAUGCCGUCGUUUGCGGGAAUGUUGGUGCUGUUUACGACAGGACUCGGGGUCCUUAUGCCAGUCGUUAGUGGUGAGCUCUACACAGCUCUAGCUGACAUGGAAGAGCUACUUGAGACCGAGUCGGUCCUCAUUGACACACUUCAUGGAUACAUUAAAGCACAGGAGCAGAGAUUGGAAACAUUGAGGAGAAAUGUGGAGGAUUAUGCUCGUGAACACGAACAAGCGUCCCGCAACAUCCAGCAGUACCUCUCGAAUCCCAUCAACGCAUAUCUCCUGGUGAAACGUCUGACCACGGAUUGGAAACGCGUGGAGGAAUUAAUCACCGAGGAUGUGGGAAAAGCUUUCGUAUCUAAUAUCACGAGCUCGCGAAAUAAUCUCAAAUUUCCGACUGAUGAGGACCUCAACGGAGCGGCUGUGGCACUGAUGAGGCUGCAGGACACGUACAAACUUGAUACAUCUCAUGUGGCCAGAGGGGUUCUGAAUGGGGUUCAGUACAGCACUGGCCUGAGUGCUGGCGACUGCUUCGAGCUCGGUAGACAGUCCUACAACAACGGUGAUUACUACCACACUGUCCUCUGGAUGCAGGAAGCCAUGAAUCGGCUGCAAGACGAGCACAACAGAACCACCACGACCAAGCCAGACAUCCUCGAAUAUCUGGCAUUUUCCACUUACAUGCAAGGUAACGUUGCACGUGCCCUGAGCAUGACGAACGAGCUUCUUGAGUUGGUACCCAGUCAUCAAAGGGCUCUUGGCAAUAGGGCGUACUAUCAGGAAGAAAUACUCAAGACUCAGGGACAGAGAAAACUGGGGGAGGAUGGCAAGAACGAUGUGCCGGUUACUAGUCAGUUCACAAUCGUCGAGAAGAAGAUGAAAUCCCUGGAGGAAAUGACGGAGCGUGAGAGGUACGAGAUGUUGUGUCGCGAGGAAGUGCCUCUCUCACCUCAAAUAAAGAAACAAUUGAAAUGUCGUUACGUCGACCGGGGAGUUCCAUUCCUGAAGAUAGCGCCGUUCAAGGAGGAAGAGGCCUACUUGAACCCUCGCAUUGUCAUCUACCACGACGUCAUAUAUGAUGAUGAGAUUGAAACGAUCAAGAGAAUGGCGCAGCCCAGAUUCAAACGUGCAACAGUGCAGAAUUACAAGACUGGUGAACUGGAAAUAGCCAACUAUCGAAUAAGUAAAAGUGCUUGGCUACAGGAGCACGAACACAAACACGUGCAGUCUGUGAGCAGGAGGGUGGAGCAUAUGACUAGUAUGACUGUGGACACAGCCGAGGAGCUUCAGGUGGUCAAUUAUGGCAUUGGAGGUCAUUACGAACCUCACUUUGACUUUGCAAGGAGGGAGGAGACUAAUGCAUUUAAGAGCCUUGGCACGGGUAAUCGUAUUGCCACGGUCCUGUAUUACAUGAGCGACGUUGAACAAGGUGGUGGCACAGUCUUUACUGCAAUAAACAUAUCACUCUGGCCGAAGAAAGGAUCUGCAGCAUUUUGGUAUAAUUUGAAACCCAAUGGCGAGGGUGAUUACAAAACCAGACAUGCAGCAUGUCCAGUACUCACUGGAUCCAAAUGGGUGGCAAAUAAAUGGCUUCACGAGCGUGGACAGGAGUUCCUGAGGCCUUGUACCCUGGAGAAUCAGGCGCCAGACGUCGACCUCGGACGAUACUGAAAUGACACCUUCCCCAACCACAUUGCCAGUUAUACCACCUGCGAUUCUCGAGGAUUACCAAUACAGGGCUGCGAAAAAUAAAACUGAAGUUCCGGAAUCAUAAGAACAGAGUCAUUAAAGGUUAACAACUUCAUUUUACCACUGAGGAGUGUAAUGUGCUCCUGGCUCAUAUUGUAAUAGUAUAUCGUCGAAAUAUCCACCUCGUUGAUGGCACAUUUUCCGAUUUAAUUCACUAGUUAAAUAUGACUCAUCCGAAUAUACGACCUGAAGUCAUGAAUGCGUAAAUGGAGGGGCGGGGGGAAGAAGAUACUUCAGUUCUCUGACAAGAAAAUUCAUCUUAAUGACAUCAAAUGAGGAGAAAAUAUCAUUUUGUACUAUAAAACAUUAUUGUAAUUAUUAUUAUUAGACAAUAUAAAAGAAAAUUACGACGAUGAGUGAUGGAUUGAAAUUAAUUGUUAAGGUAAAUCAUCAUAUUGUGAUCACUGCAAACGUAAUGAGUGACGAUAAUUGAUGAGGUGUGAUAAUCCAUCACUUAUUAGACGAGAAAAUCGAUGAAUUAGAUCAAGUACUUCGUAUAGCUAGAGAUUAAACAAUGAACUUCUGAAUUUCGUAGGCAUUAUAACGAAUAAAAAACGAGGGGAAGAGUAUUUUUAUCGAUAAUUUGUUAUUCGUGAGAAUUUGCUCACUCUCACUUCUGCUCUGCGAUUAUUAUUCAGUGUGAAAAUAAAAAAAAUAGUCUACACUCUCAUUUGCACCUGUUUUGAUAUUCUCUCAGCACGGUGAUCAAAGAUUUUUGGAUCAAAGAGAAUCGGCUAUUCCUUGGACGAUACGUCAGAGUAUUUCAGGCUUCCCUUUUACCAGUGGAUAAAUAGAUUUAACUGAACUUAAUUAAGUGAGAAUUGUUUAUAGUUUUCCAAAGAUGUAUCGAGCGAUUGAAGCACAAUUCUUUUUAUAAUUUUAUGUGGAGAAAUAAAAAUUAUAUUGAAACAA